Prosopis cineraria is the source of this 1114-nucleotide messenger RNA. Its product is annotated as leucine-rich repeat protein 1. Gene Ontology annotation, molecular function: protein binding. The record is from RefSeq and is a predicted model, not a curated record. NCBI's taxonomy places the organism in Eukaryota, Viridiplantae, Streptophyta, Magnoliopsida, Fabales, Fabaceae. Bases 176 to 832 code for a protein of 218 amino acids. The transcript has 6 exons.
CUACUGUGUUAUUAGAUUAGAUUAUUUUUGACUCUUCAUUUCUCUCCCAAGGCUACCCGGGCAGCUUUUUCGGCAUUCGUUCGAGAAUAAGAAGGGGCAAAGCGAACCCUAGAAGCUGGUGGUGUCCUGCUUCUGCUUCAGCUUGGAGUAAUCGCAGAUCAGAGAAGCUUCAGCCAUGGAAGCACCGAGCUUGACUUCCUUUUGGGGCUUUUUCCUUGUUUCACUAACCCUAACUACAGCUCAGCUCGUUUCUGCUAAUUCCGAAGGAGACGCACUUUACACCCUCAGGCGGAGCUUAUCGGAUCCCGAUAACGUGCUCCAGAGCUGGGAUCCCACCCUUGUUAACCCUUGCACUUGGUUCCAUGUCACCUGCAACCAGGAUAACCGUGUCACCCGAGUGGAUCUCGGUAACUCGAACCUAUCUGGACAUUUGGUACCUGAACUUGGGAAACUAGAGCAUCUACAGUAUCUUGAGCUGUACAAAAACAACAUUCAAGGAAUUAUUCCUCAAGAGCUUGGAAGCCUCAAGAGUCUCAUUAGCUUGGACUUGUAUAACAACAACAUAUCAGGGACAAUUCCUCCUUCAUUGGGGAAGUUGAAGAGUCUCGUCUUUUUACGACUUAAUGACAACAGAUUGACUGGUCCAAUCCCCAGGGAACUUGUUGCUAUUUCAAGCCUUAAAGUAGUGGACGUCUCCAACAAUGAUUUGUGUGGAACAAUUCCUACAACUGGACCGUUUGAGCAUAUUCCAUUAUCAAACUUUGCAAAUAACCCUCGCUUGGAAGGUCCGGAGUUGCUGGGACUUGCUAGUUAUGACACAAACUGCUCGUGAAUAAAAUGAUGCCAGAAGAUCUUAAUCUGCAUCCAAUUAUAUAGUAUGUAUUCAAAAAUCUAAAGGUAUUACCUCUUAGAGUAAUGGGGAUGGGCAGUGGUAUAUGUAAUCGCUAGUGUCUGUAAAUUUUACAAACUUAUAUGGGCAUUGUAACUAUUGCGGUGAUCUUCUAAUGAUGUCGGAAGACAGAUUUGUAUUGGUAUAACCCCAGAAAAUGAAUCCUCCUGCACUUGUCAGUGAUCUUUAUGAGUCUCCAAUGGCAAUGUAUCUCUAAUAUUUUAA